AUGCAUGCAGUUUUAGAUGAGAGGGAGAUAAAAAGUGAAGCAGCCGAGUUGAAGAAGAAGUUACUUGAAGAUUUUCGCAGCCAUCCCCUUUUUGUGAAAGAGAUAGCCAAGUCGCCCAAUCUCGUUAGGUUGCUGAAAUGGUUCGAGGAGUUCAAUCCGCCCAAACAUUGGGGCGAUAGUGACUAUAGCAACAUUGUUACUUCCUUUUUAUCGAAUGUGGAAAACGAGGGAAAGUUGGGUGCAGAAGACAUCUUGACGCUACAGUUGAUCAAAUAUAUCGGAUUCUUCAAUCCUCAGGCGCGAGAACUGUUCAAAGCAAAAAUGCGCGGUUACGACCCCAAUGGCGAGGAAGUACCUCAGCCUGAUGUUUGGCACAAGCUUAUCACUGCAGAUCUACUAUUUCAAGAUUAUUCGCGGCAAACAUUAUACCCUCAUAGAUAUCAUGGGUCAUUAGAACAAAUGAGCAUGGGUGAGUUCCACUGGCCAAGAUUUUGCCAUUUUUAA
Molecule: messenger RNA, 504 nt
Organism: Puccinia triticina
Lineage: Eukaryota; Fungi; Basidiomycota; Pucciniomycetes; Pucciniales; Pucciniaceae
Exons: 2
Coding region: 1-504 (167 amino acids)
Source: RefSeq, a predicted model, not a curated record